Molecule: messenger RNA, 2040 nt
Organism: Coccomyxa subellipsoidea C-169
Lineage: Eukaryota; Viridiplantae; Chlorophyta; Trebouxiophyceae; Coccomyxaceae
Exons: 16
Coding region: 91-2040 (649 amino acids)
Biological process (GO): gluconeogenesis
Cellular component (GO): cytosol
Molecular function (GO): ATP binding; phosphoenolpyruvate carboxykinase (ATP) activity
Source: RefSeq, a predicted model, not a curated record
GUUGCCCUCAGAAUUGAGUUUUACUUCCAGCAACCGCAGCAGACCGCCCCAAAAGUCACAGUGUGCAGACCGCUGUGGAAGACUGCCGCCAUGCCUAUAAUAAAGGACGACGCUAGCGAUGCUAGCCACCUGGUCGACGAGCGGGCUUCUACCUACCGCCUGCUCGAGCCGGUGUCGCACCCGAGCAGAGCCGAGGAUCUCGUCGAUCUGCACAGGCUCCAAAAAUCAUCAACAAAGCCGCGGCAAGAUGACGUUGCCCAGAAGCACAUCGACUCGCUCUCCGAGACCCUCAAGUCAUCGGCGCGUGUCGCGGGACCCAAGGUUGUGCGUGGCGAGACGAAGGCAGCGCAGAAGCCACCCACGGGUCCUGCCUUUGCCUUCACUCGCAGCGGCUUCAUCCGCGCCAUGUCCGAUGCCGGGCUGAAGCCCACCGUGGUGCACCACAACCUCACUCCUGCCGAGCUCUAUGAGCAGGCACUGCAGUACGAGGCCGGCACCAACAUUGUGGCCAGCGGCGCCCUCGCAACCCUGUCAGGCGCAAAGACUGGGCGGAGUCCUCGGGACAAGCGCGUGGUGCGCGAGUCGGGCUCCCAGGCCGACAUCUGGUGGGCGGCGGCCGAUGGCCAGCCCGCCAACGGCGCCCCCAACUACGAGAUGGACGAGAAGACGUUCAUCCUGAACAGGGAGCGCGCUGUGGACUACCUCAACAUGCUGGAGCGCCUCUACAUCUUUGAUGGCUUUGCCGGAUGGGACCCCGAGUCGCGCAUCAAGGUGCGUGUGGUGUGUGCGCGCGCGUACCACGCGCUGUUCAUGUACAACAUGCUGAUCCGGCCGACCGAGAAGGAGCUGGCAGAGUUUGGCAAGCCCGACUUCACCAUCUUCAACGCCGGGGCGUUCCCUGUCAACCGCUACACCUCCUACAUGUCCUCUUCCACUUCCGUCGACAUCAACCUCAGGACGCGGGAGAUGGUGAUUUUGGGCACGCAGUACGCGGGGGAGAUGAAGAAGGGAAUCUUCAGCGUGAUGCACUACCUCAUGCCCAAGCGGGGAAUCCUCUCCCUGCACUCCGGCUGCAAUGUCGGCGCCGCCGAGGACGUCACCCUCUUCUUCGGCCUCUCAGGUACUGGAAAGACGACGCUGUCCACGGACCCGGCGCGGCCGCUGAUUGGGGACGAUGAGCACUGCUGGAGCGACAGUGGCGUGUUUAACAUCGAGGGCGGCUGCUACGCCAAGUGCAUCGGCCUCAAGAAGAGCAGCGAGCCCGAGAUCUACAACGCCAUCCGCUUCGGCUCCGUCCUCGAAAACGUCGUCUUCGACGAGCACACCCGCGAUGUCGACUUUGACUCCAACGCUGUGACGGAGAACACGCGCGCGUCGUACCCGAUCGACUACAUCCCCAACGCGCGCAUCCCCUGCGUGGGCCCCCACCCCAAGAACCUCAUCCUGCUCUGCUGCGACGCGUUUGGCGUGCUGCCCCCCGUCUCCCGCCUCACCAAGGAGCAGGCCAUGUACCACUUCAUCUCCGGCUACACCGCCAAGGUGGCGGGCACUGAGAUGGGGGUGACUGAGCCGGAGGCGACCUUCAGCGCCUGCUUUGGCGGGGCCUUCCUCAUGUGGCACCCCAUGAAGUACGCGGCCAUGCUCGCCCAGAAGAUGGAGCAGCACGGCACCUCCGCCUGGCUCGUCAACACAGGGUGGACCGGCGGGCGCUACGGCGUGGGAUCGCGCAUAAAGCUGCGCUACACGCGCGCCAUCAUCGACGGCAUCCACAGCGGAGAACUGGCCGCAGCCGAGACCACCACCACACCCAUCUUCAGCCUGCAUGUGCCGACCAAGUGCACAGCUGUGCCGGACGAGAUCCUGAACCCAGCUGCGCAGUGGUCCAACAAGGCCGAAUUCGACAAGACCCUCAAGCUCCUGGCCACGCUCUACCAGGACAACUUCAAGAAGUACGGCGACGGCGCCGGCUUUGUCUCGGUUGACCUGGCCAAGAGCAUCGUCAGCGCUGGACCCAAGAGCACCACCAAUGGCCACGCCUGA